AUGCAGUUCGCAAUACCACCGCGCAAAACGUCGCAGCCUCCCCUCCAUGCACGCACCAAUACCGCAGCAUCCGCAGCAUACGGAAGACGAAAGCAAUUACAAUUGCUGGGCUACGUAGUCCUCGGCCUCCUCACCUUCUAUUUGACUCUCAGGUUCUGCUUAUGGAGAGGGACCGAAGAUGCCGAAGAUGGUUCAGCCGCAAUCGAGGGUCGACAGGACGUGGUGCUUGUUACUGUCUUCGACUCCAAAACUAUGAGUGAGGAUUACAUGAAGAUUGUCAAGCUGAACCGAGAAGACUAUGCUGCUCGUCAUGGCUACAAAACCUUCUACACCAACGUCUCCGGUUACAGCACACUGGUUGACCCUGCGCCCUCGUCAUGGACAGUCAUACCAGCGCUCCGACAUGCUUUAACAGACCACCGAUCGAGUGACUGGUUUUGGCAACUGUCACCAGACGCCUUGAUCACGAACCCUUCAUUGUCGCUUGAGUCUCACAUACUGCAACCCCUCGACUCACUCAUGCUGAAAGACCUACCUGUCGUACCGCCAGACUCGGUGAUACACACAUUCUCCCACCUGAAGCCUUCUCGAACGCACCUCAUCCUGUCACAAGAUAUGGACAACCUCGCCCAUACCUCCUUUCUGCUCCGCAAUACUCCUUUUACGCCUUCCACUCCAGAUAACUGGGCACAGUAUUUUCUUGACGCCUGGUUCGACCCGUUAUACCGAGCGUACUCAUUUCAGAAGGCGGAAAACCAUGCCCUUGAACACAUCGUGCAGUGGCACCCCACGAUUCUAGCUAAGCUCGUGCUGAUAGAGCAGCGACGCUUCAACUCCUACAACUAUGCAACACCGCCGGUGCGCGAUGGAGAUGGCAACCUCCGAACACACGAUAGCAUGUGGCAAGAAGGAGACUUUGUUGUGAAUCUGAAGGGUUGCAGAGAAAGUGACAAGCGCGACUGUGAAGAAGAAUUGAGACACUACUUUGCCAUGUGGGAGAAAGAGGUAGAGAAAUUAGAUGGCAAGAGACCAGAACACGAUAUCGGGCCUGCAAAACCCAAGCCGCAACCAAAAGAAGAGCAACCAAAGCCGCAACCAAAGGAAGAGCGACCAAAGCCACAACCAAAAGAAGGGCAACCACAGGCAGAGCCGGCAGCCGACGCUUAG
This is a messenger RNA of Exophiala spinifera, 1167 nucleotides long. RefSeq lists its product as uncharacterized. Lineage: Eukaryota; Fungi; Ascomycota; Eurotiomycetes; Chaetothyriales; Herpotrichiellaceae. Gene Ontology annotation, cellular component: Golgi membrane; mannan polymerase complex. The record is from RefSeq and is a predicted model, not a curated record. Bases 1 to 1167 code for a protein of 388 amino acids. The transcript is spliced from 2 exons. Gene Ontology annotation, molecular function: alpha-1,6-mannosyltransferase activity. Gene Ontology annotation, biological process: protein N-linked glycosylation.